Messenger RNA from Balaenoptera acutorostrata (minke whale), 2289 nucleotides. RefSeq names its product small VCP/p97-interacting protein. Gene Ontology annotation, biological process: positive regulation of autophagy; negative regulation of retrograde protein transport, ER to cytosol; negative regulation of VCP-NPL4-UFD1 AAA ATPase complex assembly. Lineage: Eukaryota; Metazoa; Chordata; Mammalia; Artiodactyla; Balaenopteridae. The transcript has a single exon. The coding region runs from base 1720 to 1953 and encodes 77 amino acids. Gene Ontology annotation, cellular component: endoplasmic reticulum membrane. The record is from RefSeq and is a predicted model, not a curated record.
UCUUUAUUGAAGUAUAAUUGCCUUACAAUAGUGUGCUAGCUUCUGCUUUAUAACAAAGUGAAUCAGUUAUACAUAUACAAUAUGUUCCCAUUUCUCUUCCCUCUUAUACUAUUGUUUUUGAACAUUAUGUAAAUAGUAUCACACUGUAGAUAAUCUUUGGUGAUUUGCAUUUGUUGGUCAACAUGUUUGUGAGAUUUAUCUUUGUAGAAUUAUGUAGUUCGGGUUCAUUUUUGCCAUCAUAGUUUCCAUUGAUUGAGUAUAAUACAACUAAUUUAUUCUCCUGUUGAUGGGCAUUUGAGUUGUUACCAGGUUUUUGCAAUUAUAAUUUGUACUGCUGUGAACUUUCUUGUGCAUGUCUCUUUGUGCAAGAGUGCAAAGAGUUCCUCUAGGGUACAUAGUAGAUACCUUGAAGAGGUAAAUUCCAUUUUACAAGUUAAUGCCAAAUUAUUUUCCAAAGUGGCUUCCAAAGUGUUUGCACCAAUUUUCACUUCCACCAACACUGUCCAAGAGUUCCUUUUGUUUUACAUCCUUCAGACACCUGAUGCGGCCAGACUUUAAAAUUUUUGCUUCUCUGGUGGGUGUCAACAUUUACCUUCUCCUGAUAAUUAGUGAGGUUGAGCUUCUUUUCAUAGGUUUAUUAGUGGUUCUUCUUCUGCAAAAUGGUUGUAUAUAUAUUGCCCAUGUUUCCACUUAGUUGUCUUCUUACUGAUUUUUUUGGAAUUCUUAAUUCUGGACAGCAAUUCUUCUUUGGUUAUUUUCUUGUAAAUAUCUUUUCCCAGUCUAUAGUUUUUUUUGUUACUGUCUUUGUGUCUUUUGAUGAAUACGAGUUCUUAAUUUUAAGAUAGUUACAUUUAUCACUUUUAUAGCAUGUGCUUUUUGUUUUGUAUAAGAACAUUCUCCCUAUUCUGAUGUCAUAAAACUAUUCUUCUAUAUUUUCUUCCAAAAGUUUGAAAGAUUUGUCUUUAGUUUUUUUUUUAUUCACCUGAAAUUGAUUUUGUCUAUGGUCUGAGGUAGAAAUCUAAUUUAAAUAUUUUUCUCAUUAUUGCAUUAUAAUUACAUUAGUUUCCUACUGCUCCUGUAACAAAUUACCACCAAUCUAGUGGCUUGAAAAACACAAAUUUAUUAUCUUACAGCUCUGGAACUUAGAACUGGGUUUCACUGGGCUAAAAUCAAGGUGUCAGCAGGGGCUACACUGCAUUCCCAUCUGGAGGCUCUAGAAGAAGUUUUUUUUUCCCCUUUUCCAGCUUCUAGAAGUUGUCCCCUUGAGCCCUCUUCCAUCUUCAAAGCCAGCAAUGGCCGGUCAAGAUUCUUUUGUAUCACAUCACUCUGACACUGACCCUUCUGCCUCCCUCUUUUACUCAUAAGGACCCUUAUGAUUACACUGGGCCCAUCUGGAUCAUCCAAGAUAAUCUUCCCACCUCAAAAUCCUUAAACUAGUCACAUCCUUAAAGUCCCUUUUGCCACGUAGGUAACAGUCACACAUUCAGAGGAUUAGGAUGUGGACAUCUUUGGGAGAGCAUUAUUCUGCCUCCCACAAUAAUCAACUGAUUCAGCACAAUUUAUUUAAUCUUUUCUGAACCUGGGUACCGGGAAACACUGGUCUGGUGGUGGUAAUAAUAAUAAUAAUAGCAGAUAACUGGGACCCGGGUCUGAUCGCGCAGUUCUCACGGCCUGGUCUGGGGCGGACCCAGGAGGGGAAUUCCCCCAGCCGCGAUCCCCAUGGGGCUGUGUUUUCCCUGUCCCACGGAGGCCGCGCCUCCUUCGCCGGACCUGGAAGAAAAAAGAGCAAAGCUUGCAGAGGCUGCAGAAAGAAGACAGAAGGAGGCUGCAUCUCGGGGCAUUCUGAAUGUUCAGUCUGUGGAAGAAAAGAGAAAGAAAAAGGAAAAAAUAGAAAAAGAAAUGGCUACAUCUGGGCCCCCACCAGAAGGUGGCCUUAGGUGGACAGUUUCAUAAAGCAUAACAUGAGUGAAAGAGUCUACUGCCAAUAAGUAAUAUCUGCAAUCAAGCGGACAUCCUCAAUUUAAUUUCUUCUCUUUGAAUAAAUGAAGAUUCAGACGUCGUAAUUUUAGUCUCUUAAAUGCAGUGCUUUUUCAAAAUUGAAUAUUGAAAAUGCUUUUGAUUGUUAGACUUAGGAAAUGGCCAGACCUUUCAUUAAAUACUUAUUUUCCCUACAUUUGCUCUUCUGCAGACAGUGGGUGAUUUGCCGUUUUUUAGUAGUUAAAACAUGGGCCUAAAUAGUGAAUAUAUAUUUAUAUACUCCAUGGAAAAACUCUGCAUACACCUCAGAUA